Molecule: messenger RNA, 1639 nt
Organism: Priapulus caudatus
Lineage: Eukaryota; Metazoa; Priapulida; Priapulimorpha; Priapulimorphida; Priapulidae
Product: sarcoplasmic reticulum histidine-rich calcium-binding protein-like
Exons: 3
Coding region: 114-1196 (360 amino acids)
Source: RefSeq, a predicted model, not a curated record
UGUGAGCUAGAACAAGAGUCGGCGAAUAGCGACGCGUACAGCCAUACCGAUCCCCACUGUCAGACGAGGAGCAUCCUAGCAAGCAGCAGCAGCAGCCCGGUAGCAGAGAAACCAUGAAGACGUGCCUUGUGUUUUCCCUUGUCGUCAUCGCACUGAUAUCGACCUGCGGAGCAGCUCCCUACAACUACUUCGAUCGUGAUGUAGAAGAUGGAAAAUACGGCAACGCCCUAGACAUCCUGCCCGACUACAACCCGUACUUGUACAAUGACGACAGCAAGGACACCAACGUUGACGAUGUCGUGGAAGACGAAGGCAAGGACGACAACCAAGGAUAUCCGCUGAACUACUACACGAAUGAAGAGGAGAAGGAAGAUACAGAUGUGCAGCCCUACUACGAAGAGAUGGGAAAGAAAGAGGGUUGGGAGUCCUACAAAGAUGAGCUGAAGAAUGAGGAUGAAGAGGAAGAUGGGGAGGUCGGACAAUAUUUCGGGGAUGAGGAUGAGGAGGAUGAAGAUGAGGAGUUGUAUGGAGAUGAGCAGCAGGAGGAUGAGGAAGACGGAGAGGUUGGACAAUAUUUCGGAGAUGAGGAUGAGGAGGAUGAAGAUGAAGAAGGAUUAUACGGGGAUGAGGAAGAGGAAGAUGAGAAUGAAGAAGGAUUAUACGGGGAUGAGGAAGAGGAAGAUGAAGAUGAAGAUGAAGAAGGACUAUACGGAGAUGAGGAUGAAGAUGAAGAAGGAUUAUACGGGGAUGAGGAAGAGGAAGAUGAGGAUGAAGAAGAAUUAUACGGGGAUGAGGAUGAGGAUGAAGAGAUUGAUGAUGGGGAAUUGUUUGGAGACGAAGAUGAGGAGGAUGAGGAGGAAGGACCUUUUGACGAGAAUGAAGAGGAAGAGGACGAGGAGACGGAUGAGGACGAACAACCAUACGAGGAGGAGGAUGAUGAGACGGAUGAAGACGAACAACCGUACGAAGAGGAGGAUGAGGAGCAGUAUGAGGAGAACGAAGAGGAACCCGUAUAUGACGGUGAAGAGAAUGAGGAGGAUGACGAGGAGAAGCCAUCCUGGGAUGAGAACGAGGACGAAGAGGAAGAUGAGAAUGAGGAGGUUGACUACAGCAAUAUCUACCAGCCACAGAUCAACGACGAGUCCCUAGCGUACGCGGGAGAGCAGAUCAACGGCGGAGACGUGACCACUUACUAAGUAAAGCCACCGACGCCAAGAGACUUUAAUCUGGCGAUUUGCCAGCAAAUUCGUGUAUUUUUUGUUUUUAUGUGAGUCUAGUACGGCUGGCGAGUGCGUGCACGUGACUCGACUGUCGGUCCCUGUGAUGUUGUCACGUGUGCAGCCCGUAAGAAGCACGUGACAGCGAAAUGACGUAGGCGCUCAGUCCCCUACGAACAUAUGCAGUUUAUUAAACUACACAAGAUUUUAUGUAAAGCCGUAAUAAAAACAGUCAAUAUAUUAGAGUCAAUGUAUAGAAAUAAAUUUUUUAUUAGGAAUUAUUUCGGUAUAUAGAGAUAUUUUUGAUAUUCGAGACCGGACACAUUUAAUACAGUCUAGGGUUAGUCAGAAAACUGAUUUUCGCUAAUACAAUCUCACAUUGGAAUUAGAGGUUCUCAAAUAAAACCACUGUUUGCAUCAUA